Molecule: messenger RNA, 2060 nt
Organism: Branchiostoma floridae (Florida lancelet)
Lineage: Eukaryota; Metazoa; Chordata; Leptocardii; Amphioxiformes; Branchiostomatidae
Product: deoxynucleoside triphosphate triphosphohydrolase SAMHD1-like
Exons: 17
Coding region: 37-1899 (620 amino acids)
Biological process (GO): defense response to virus; dGTP catabolic process; regulation of innate immune response
Cellular component (GO): nucleus
Molecular function (GO): dGTPase activity; protein binding
Source: RefSeq, a predicted model, not a curated record
GGAGUGGAAUAGUCCUCCUCCCAACUCCCAGCCAAAAUGGCGGCCAGAAAGCGAAAGUUUGCGGACGCCGUUAAUAAUGGGUCGUUUUCUGGCUCAAACGGCCCUGCAAAACAGCCCAGAAGGUCUGUAGAGGACUUCAGGGAGUGGACAGUGCACGACGUCUGCAAUUUCCUCACCGAAAACGGCCAGAAGGAUGAUCAUGAUACAGUGGAGGUCUUCAAACGUGAAGAGAUAUGUGGUGCAGUAUUACCUGACAUUACAGAAGAGAGACUUGAGAAAAUGGGAUUCAGAACAAUGGGGAAAAGACUACUACUACUGAAGCUGCUAGAAAGGUUCAAGCUUGUCCCUGUCUCACUGGAGAACUGCAAGAUAUUCAAUGACCCCAUCCAUGGCCAUAUAGAAAUGCACCCCCUCUGUAUAAAGAUCAUCGACACUCCCCAGUUCCAGAGGCUGAGGUUCAUCAAACAGCUGGGAGCCUGUUACUGGGUCUUCCCUGGAGCCUCUCAUAACAGAUUUGAGCAUUGUCUGGGUGUGUAUCACUUGGCUGGAUGUCUGGUGAAGACCCUGAGGAAACGUCAGCCUGAACUGGGCAUCAGUGAUGUGGACGUUCUGUGUGUGGAGAUAGCUGGGCUCUGCCAUGACUUAGGGCAUGGACCAUUCUCCCAUUUCUUUGAUGGACAGUUCAUCCCUUUGGCCAGACCAGGCUUCAAAUGGAAGCAUGAGCAUGCCUCUGUGCAGAUGUUUGAUCACCUGAUCGAGCAGAAUGACCUGAAGAACGUGUUCCUGGAGUACAAUGUCGGGGAGAGGGACCUCAUCUUCAUCAAGGAACAGAUCGCAGGACCUCUGGCAGUGACCAGGAACCAGGCUUGGCCAUACAAAGGCAGAGAUGAAGAGAAGAGCUUCCUGUAUGAGGUUGUAGCCAACAAGAGGAAUGGGAUUGAUGUGGACAAGUGGGACUACUUUGCGCGAGACUGCCACCACCUGGGCAUCUCUAACAAGUUUGACCACAUGCGCUUCAUGAAGUUUGCCAGGGUUAUCAACGUGGACGGGCGCAGGCAGAUCUGCACCAGGGACAAGGAGUGCAGUAACCUGUAUGACAUGUUCCACACCCGGAGCAGUCUCCAUCGCAGAGCCUACCAGCACAAGGCUAACAAGUGUGUGGAGAUCAUGAUUGUAGAGGCCCUACUGAAAGCUGACAAGUACAUCAGAAUACCUGGCAAGGAUGGUGCUCAAGUCAAGCUGUCUGAGACUCCAGACGACAUGCAUGCCUACACCAAGCUGACAGACCACAUCUUCCAGCAAGUCCUGUACUCCCAGCAGCCUGAGCUGGAGGAGGCCAGGUCCAUCCUCAGGGAUGUGGAGAGUCGCAGGCUGUACCGCUGUGUGGGGCAGACACGCCCGCAGCAAGGAUGCCUCAUAUCACAGGAUGAAGCCCCCUCCUGGUCUGAGGAGAUAGUGACAUCCCUGACAGAGGAGGAACUGGGAGCUCCUCAGCUCAGUCCUGGGGACAUUGCUGUCAGUGUUGUGGACAUGGACUAUGGAAUGGGUGAUAAGAACCCCAUUGACCAUGUCAGGUUCUACGACAAGAGCAAGAUGGACAAUGCCUGCAGGGUCAGGAAGGAAGAGGUCUCCCAGAUGCUACCUGAAACCUUUGCGGAGCAGCACAUAAGAGUGUACUGCAAGAAGAGAGACCAACAGAGUAUUGACAUAGCAGAAAGGUGCUUCAUACAGUGGUGUGAUAACCGACAGGAUAGACUGAAGAAACCCAAGGGAGGGAAGGCAUCAGCACCAGAGCUGACUCCACUGAAGAAGGAUGAGGUAGAGAAGGAAGACGGGGCGAGCACCUCAGCCUCGCCCCCCACCCGACAUGACUCUGUGAGAAGCAGGCUGUCACUGUAGUCUACAGCCAUGCAUUGUGGCAUUGCUAGCUCCAUACACUUGCCUUCCAAAGCCUUGCUGUUAGUAUUACUGUAUUGAGUGACAUUUGAGUGUCACUACAAGGCAAAACAAAGCUUUUUGUUACUUUCAAAAUGUUUUUUUUAAGAUUAUGAAAAUCUUUU